Colletotrichum aenigma is the source of this 1431-nucleotide messenger RNA. RefSeq lists its product as uncharacterized. The transcript has a single exon. The record is from RefSeq and is a predicted model, not a curated record. Lineage: Eukaryota; Fungi; Ascomycota; Sordariomycetes; Glomerellales; Glomerellaceae. The coding region runs from base 1 to 1431 and encodes 476 amino acids.
AUGUCAUCUCACGCUUGCGGCAUCCAUGUGUCAGAGUUGCCGCAGACAGUCCAAGACACCAUCAAAGUCUGCGUCAAGCUGCAAGUCAAGUACCUCUGGGUCGACGCGCUGUGUAUCGUCCAAGACGACGCCGCCGAUUGGAACGUCGAAUCCGCAAAGAUGAUGGACAUCUACGCGAACUCCUUCUUCACCAUCACCGCGAGAGCACCGAGCUCGUGCAAGGUUGGAUUCCUCGGCCAGCAGCAGCUGGGAAGCACGGGAUGGCAGAGACCCAUCUGCGCCCACGUGCCGCCCGGCCUAGGUCCUUCUGGAGACUGCCUCUUCGUCAGGGAUGGCGAGGUCGAGCAGUUCCAGGUCUUUUCCCUGGACUCCCGCGGCUGGUGUCUGCAGGAGAACAUCCUCCCGCAACGGAGACUGGUGUUUGACGGCCGGGAAAUGGCGUGGCGCUGCCGCGAGAGGAACAUGUGCGAGUGCGGCCAUCUCGACGAGGAUGUCGACGCCGGCGAUGAGCCGCUGAUGUCGGGCUCAAUCGACGGACCGACAAACCUCCAGGAACUUUCUCAACUCCACCGGGAAUGGCUGAAGCUGGUCGAGCUGUAUUCGCGACGCUUCCUGACGAGAUCCAGCGACAAGCUGGUCGCGUUGUCAGGUCUGGCGAGAUUAUUCCAGCAGAGGUUCUCCCGCGCGAAGAUCUUGUCCCGGGACGAACAUAUCAUUGCAAUAUUUGACGAGAAGACGCUGGUAACAUUGGAUCCCCCCAUGGCGCCCGGCCUACCCGCAUCCUAUUACGCGGGACUCUGGAGAGAAAGCUUCGUCCUCGGCCUUGCCUGGACGGUCGAGUAUCCCCUCCUGAACAAGACGGGUCAUGCUGAGCACUCAAAUCACAAGGAGUAUUGUGCGCCGAGCUGGUCGUGGGCUUCGGUGGACGGACCCGUAGUCUUCCGACACAUGGAAGUCACCGCUGGCAGGUACGAAGAGGGUGACAACCCGCAGUUGAGUUGCGACGUGAAGGUGAGGGGCAUCGCGUGCAUUCCGAGCAACGUCGCAAAUCCCACAGGCGGAGUAAUGGAGUCGGCGUCCGUGGUUGUCUCUGGUCUCUUGGCCCCGGUGGACCUGGCUACGCUUCAUGUCAAGGAUGACUCGGUGUUAUGGAGCUAUACGUGGUACAAUCAAAUGCAAUCACCGGGAGAUGGGAAGGGGAGAUACAGAGUGACAUCCUUCGCCCGCACGCGGAAGAAGCAGAGCUGGCGGGUGCUUCUGGACGUCGAGCAGCGUCCAACGAUAGAUGAGGGGAGCUCAUAUGCCUACUGCCGGACGUCCCCAAUGCGGCCGAGGGGUGAAUUGAAUUGCUACCCGUGGGACGUGAAAACGUAUUAUGCUUGCCUUCAGCUAUAUACCUUCCAGAAGCAAAAGUUACACAUGAGAGAGUAG